AAAAGGGAAGGUGGGGUUUUUUCGGCGUUGCUACAACCAAAAGGAGUGGGCUCUUUCCGCGCAGCCGUGGCGUCCCUGACAUCCGAGCAAAGCAAACGUCAGUUUGUUUUAACAAUCACUUGGGUAUAAAACGCUCCAAUCAUAAGAGGAGGCUUGCAAGGACAAAUCCCAGGCUGAGCCCGUUUGGAGGCCACCAUCAGUUAAAAGGCCAUCUCCUCGUUGGGACCUCCGGGGUGGCGAGAAGCAAAAGCCCCAAGAGGAAGAAAUAGCCGCUGCUUCGUUGGAAAAGAAGCCCCGCUUAGCCUUGACUCUUGAACCCUUUCGCCCUUUCUGUCGCCAUCUCUGGAAGGCAUGGCUGACACCUUGAGAAGACUGAUCAACAACGAGACCUGCAGGAUUUUGCAGGAGAAGCUGGAAAGUUGGUAUAAAGACUAUUACAUUAACUCGUGUAAUAAAAAUUUGACUCGGUGCUGCGAAAUCAUGGAGCUGAACUCCAUGAUUCAGGGACAGCUGUUUUCGAUUCUCAAUCAAGCUUGUCAAGAAGGUGGCAAUUAUGAAGGUAUGGAAAUAAUAAAAUCUCGUCUCCUCCCAUGGUUGGGUACUUGCUUUUCUAGCCCUUCAUCUGGAAGCACCCUGGACACAUGUUCUUCUGUAUUACAGGAAUCCCUCGAGAAAGACAGACUGCUGAGGGAAUUAAGCAGCGUUCGGAGCUUUGAAGUUGAACAGCUGGAAAAAGAACUGAGUGCCACACGGUUACGGCUGAAUUUAGUGCAACAAGAUCUGACAGAAGCUAAAUUGUCUCUUGAAGACACAAAGACCAAAUCAGCUACUACUCUUUUGGCAGCAGAAGACGAAAUUGUUCAGCUAAAAACAGACCUAAAGGCUUCUCGGGCAAAAUCAGAUAGCACUUUGGAGAAUCUAGAACAGCUGGAUGAGUAUGAGAAUCAGCUUCAGACGUUGAAGGAUGAAAUUGCUAUCCUUCGGGCUGAGAAGUCUCUUCUUCAAAGCAGACUUGCACGGAAUCGAUCUUCUUCUCCGAGACUUACCCGAAGUAGAUCGCCUAGUCCACCUCCAGCACGAAAUUUUUCGCCCAGCCGAGGGAGACUUACUCAUGCUUUGCGCCACACUCGCCUUGUGGAACGAUUCAACGACAUUUACUCUCAGGAACGCCUAAACGCUCAAACUCUCUUGAGGAGCUACACAGAUGAUCUGGAAACGGUCCAGAGAAUAAUCUAUACCGCUGUUGUGGAGUCCUUCUACGCAGCAAAGAAAGCCUUCAGACAGUUCAAAAUGCGCGUUAGAAAGACACUCUCUCUCAGUUACUCAGGGCCUGAACCCCUUGAAGAUAUGGUGAUGGACUAUAUCAUUCGUCAGGAAGAUCUGUAUGAUGUUCAGUCCAGCGUCAGUGAAGUCAUCCGUGCACUGAACAUCAGUCCUAAGAUUUCUCUUCCAGGAGUUGACUUCAUCAUGAUCGGUAGUUUGAUACGAGAGUUAUGCCGGAUAGCUUUUUCCAUGCAGACUCUGGAUCCUCCUCUGGAUGUUUCUUUUGGUACAGAUGGAGAGCUGUUCAGCGAAUACAAGUACCGUCGCAGCUAUGAUUCUGAUUUCACAGCUCCACUGGUGGCUUAUCAUGUCUGGCCAGCUCUCCUGGAAGAGGACUCAGUGAUUGUGAAGGGAGAGGCCGUAACAAAAAGAGGUGCUCUGUGGUCUUCCAGAAGCAGGAACAGAAGCCACAGUCGCAGUCGUAGUGUUAGCCCUCUGCCUUGUAGUACAGGCUACUCUCGGAAUUUGACAAUUCGAAGCCGGAGCCCUUCCCCAUUAAGGAACGGAAGCCCAAGAAAGUAGAUUCUCCAAUAGGAUAUGGGUUUUUUUUGAUUCUGUACAUCUCGAUCAAUCUGCUUCUACGGUGCCUUCUCCUGUUCCAGCAGUACCUCAAACUACACUUAAAAUAAUGUGAACAACUGUUUUGAAUGCCUCUGACAAAGAUUAGUAUGUUUUUAUAACUUUGCUUUUUUAAAAAACAAAAUGAAUGCAACCAUGAUUUUAAAAUUGCAUAUGCAUCUUAAGGUUUCUUGAUCUUUAAAGAUUGUUUACAUAGCUUGUGACAUCACUUCCUUUGCGGGAAUUCGGAGGGAGAAAUAGGAUAGGAUGCAAACAUUCAAUAUAUUGCAUUGAGACUUUUAGGAUUUAUUUUGAGGACUGCAAUAUGUUGAGGCUGCAUUCAUAUAUCGUAUGUAUUUGUUUGCAUCUGAGUUUUGAUUAAACUCUGUGGGACUUAAUACAGAGUAGAUGUUUUUAAGAGUGCAUGGUAUGGGUGUCUUUUGAAGUAUAAUCACAAGAUGGUGCUUAUUUAGGGCAUUUGAAGUCCAACUGUAAUAAACGGAAUGAAAGAUGCCUAUUGUUGUUAAGAUCAAGCCCAGUAAAAAUAUAUAGCUAUAUUUUCAUGGAAAUAUGAUAGUAACAUUGUGGUUUUUACAUAAUUAUAUAACUGCUGAUGUAAGAAUUAGAAGUUUUAUUUCAGCAGUAGACAUGUACUCAAUUUCACAAUAACAGUGAGUAAUUUUUUUUCAUUGUUCAUGACCGUCUAAAUAAAACACCAUCUUCAUUUUUAAACCUAUAAGAAAUAUAUACAGCACUUAGAUUUUUGAAACACAUUUUCAUUAAGAGAAUGUUUUACAGGGUUACCUACUGGAACAUCCAUUUUCUUCUCUUUAAGGAAUUGACUCUCUGGCUUCACUUAAUGCCAGAACUAAUGUGCCCUUAAAUCCGUAUAAUCAGAAGGAACCAGGGGUGGGAUUCUACUGGUUCAGACCGGUUCGAGCGAACCGGUAACUCCGACGAUCAGCUUGGUGCAAAACCGGUUCGCUCCAAUGAUCAAUUGGGCCCGCCCGCCUGCCCCUGCACUUUACUUACCUUUAUCUUCACAGCUGAUUAACAUGGCAGAGCAGAUUGCUGUGCUUCAGCUGUUUUAAUUCCCUAGCACUAACGCGGAAGGUGAUUUUUUAUUGAACUGCGCGGGCAGCUUGGUGUGGGUGCGCGCCAAGCGCGCGAUCACCAAACCAAUAAUAAACUGGAAGGAUCCCACCACUGGAACGAACCCAAAUGCUCCAUACACUGUUUCAUUUUUUUUGUAGAAAAACAAAGGUUUUUGUAGCAGCACCUACAGUUUUAACAAAUUUAUUCAUGAAUUCGCUUGGUAUUUUACAGUCCCAUUCACCAUAUACAUGGCAUAUACAGAUAGUGAAGUAUUAUUUAUACAUGUAUACCAGUGGUGGGUUCCUCCCGGUUCAGCCCGGUUCGGCCGAGCUGGUAGCGGUGAUGAUGUGACAUCAUCAAACCGGUUCUCUUUGUUCGGGAACUGGGCCCCCCUGCGUUAUUCUUACCUUUUAUUUGGCCCUGCCCCCAAUCUAUUCGCUGCCUCCCGAGUCCCAGCUGAUCGGCUAGAAGGAAAAAAACUGUUUAAACUCUUGCCGCGGGGCUUCAAAGGGCUGCCCUACAGCUGAUCAGUGUUAAAAGGCAGUGAGGUGGUAGAUCAGUGCGCUCCGAAAACAAACGGGUAGACCGGUGCCUCCAAAAACAAAUGAGUAGACCGGAAUGCUCCAAGAACAAAUGGGUAGACCGGUAUAGCUCUGCAAGCAGUUAAAAACCUAGUAGACCAGUACCUCUGCUAAAUCCUAAAGAAUUGUCACAUGACCAUCAAACCACGCCCACAAAAUAAACCACGCCCACAGAACCAGUAGUAAAAAUUUUUAGAACCCACCCCUGAUGUAUACCUGUGUGCCUUCAAGUCAGUGUUGACUUACCUGGACAAGACCCUGAAGUUUUCUUGGUGAUAGUUUUGGAAGUAAUUGAUCAUGGCAUUUUUCCUCAGGCUGAGAGAGAGAGUGACUGACCCUAAGUCAUUCAGCUGGAUUGGUGCCUAAGUUUGGGACACAAACUCAGGCUUGGGGGAAUGGACAAAGGAUUGACGAGAAACAACAUUAUCUUAAGUAGCAGACAUAAACAAAAUGUGACAGAUCUGAGCUUGCACUGAAUUGCUGGUUAAGGAAUUCGGUGCAGUGAUCUUUACCAAGCAAACAUAUUUUAGCUAAAAGCAGUGAUAGCUGAUAUUGUUACUUCUAAUGUUUGGAUCUUUUUUUAAAAUCAAUUCCUUUUUUUUUGUAUGGGUAUGUGUGUGCAUGCUGCUGGAUAAUCUUUUUGGUUGCUUUUUAAAAAAAAAAAAUCAAAUAUAUAGUCUCAUUAUUGUUUUGGACCAAAGAUAAUUGAUUUAUAGGGUGUGUAUUAAAUUUUUAGAAAAAACAUGGUUUUUAUUUUUUAAUUAAGACUGAGUCUUUAAGCUUAAAAGCAAAACAUAUAAACCGAACAUUUCUGUAUCUGAUCUGCAAAAGCUGUAGAUGGCAGUAAAGAUUUAAUUUUUUUGGUAUAUCAUUGCUGCCAUCUGGUGGUGGUAUGGAUCUCUGUAUGCCCAAAAUGGUAGCCUUAAUGAAAGGGCAUACACACUCAAGAGAAGAAGUCAAUUUAAGAUCCCUGGUCUUCAUUAUGCCUCAUUCUGCUACUUUGAAAGGGACAUGGGGUAAAGCUAGUGUAGAAAAAUAUGAUGGUGACAUAAUUUCAGGUCUAUUGCGAAGUCUUUUACACACUCAAGUAAGUGAAUUUAUCAGGUAUCUUUCUAGAGAUCAUGUUUGCAUUUUUGCCUCCUCUUUUUUUUUUCAUAGAAGCUGUGAUCCUUGGACUGGGUAGACCUGAGGUUUAAUCUUUUCUCCCCUCUGCCUCCCGCUAAUAAUUGGGGAAUUUCUCCAAUUCUGAAACUGGCCUAUCUCAAAAGGCUGGCUUCUCAUUUAGAAAGAUGGAUCUUUCUAAAGUAAUACUACCAUGACAUCCCAUAAGAGAGGAAUAAUUGCAGUAAUGGUUGCAAGAUAACUUUGUGGGGAAUCUAAAGGUAUAAACAGGGUAUCUUGUUAUUAAAGUUCCUUCAAAAAAUAUGGUAUUCCAACACAUCGUUAUAUGUCAGCCACAUUUUAAAUACUUUUUAAAAAAUUGUAUUGCUCUGAACGUGUAAUCAGAAACUUGUGUAUUGCCACCAAUUCUUUAAAAUAUAUUAUUCUGGAUUCCUGUU
Pantherophis guttatus is the source of this 5116-nucleotide messenger RNA. The record is from RefSeq and is a predicted model, not a curated record. NCBI's taxonomy places the organism in Eukaryota, Metazoa, Chordata, Lepidosauria, Squamata, Colubridae.